Molecule: messenger RNA, 1908 nt
Organism: Penicillium pulvis
Lineage: Eukaryota; Fungi; Ascomycota; Eurotiomycetes; Eurotiales; Aspergillaceae
Exons: 3
Coding region: 1-1908 (635 amino acids)
Biological process (GO): nucleoside metabolic process
Molecular function (GO): catalytic activity
Source: RefSeq, a predicted model, not a curated record
AUGGCUUCGGAAUACCACUAUGGUCCCAAUACCGGUAUCCAGAUAGGAGCCAAUUAUGGCUCUAUCACGGCCGAGCUUCAUCCGCCCAAGCGACAGAAGACUUCCCACCAUGACCGAUUACCCGCCCUGACACACGAUGAAUACACCAUUGCCUGGGUGUGCGCGUUGCAUAUAGAAAUGGCAGCAGCUCGAGCUAUGCUAGAUUAUAUACAUCAACCCCUGCCAACCCAUGCGGGCGACACCAACACCUACGUCCUUGGAAGCAUCAAGCAACAUCAGGUUGUCAUUACGUGUUUGCCAGCAGACCAGUAUGGAACAAAUAACGCGGCGACAGUUAUGACCAACAUGAAACGUACCUUCACAGCAGUCCGUCUUAGUUUGAUGGUCGGGAUUGGGGGUGGUGUGCCUAGCAUGUGCGAUAUUUAUUUGGGUGAUGUCGUCGUCGGAACAAGGGUGAUGUAUCGAAUCCCGUCUAUUCUACAGCAAAAGCUAGAGGUCAACACCGAUUAUAGCCGCCCAAACUCACCAGACCAUCUUUUUUUGGCAGCAUAUGACCAUGUUUCACCACUAAUGGCUGCCUGUGGUGGAUGUGAUCAUUCAAAAAUAGUGCCACGGCGCAAGCGGCCAGCGGACAAAAUAGUGAUUCACUACGGCGCAAUCGCUUCAGGAAACCAAGUCAUGAGACACGGCAUUACCCGGGAUAAUGUUGCUCAAGAACUAGAUGUUAUAUGUUUUGAGAUGGAGUCUGCUGGCUUGAUGGAUAUUCUUCCUUGUCUUCCAAUUCGAGGGAUCUGCGACUACUCUGAUUCCCAUAAGAACAAAGACUGGCAAAGAUAUGCCGCAGCAACUACGGCCGCAUAUGCCAGAGAGUUGAUCGAGGAAAUAUCUGUGACCAAAAGUCGUGCAGACUUGAACGGCAUACCUAACACGCAUGAAUUGCUGUCUCGUGGACGUCGGGAGUGCUUGUUAGAGGCUCUGAACUUUGACCAAAUUGACUCUCGUAAAUUGAACAUCAAAGCAACGCACGCCAAGACAUGCCAGUGGCUUCUGGGCCAUCCAUACUACGAAGAGUGGCUUAAUCCAAUCAAGUUGGCACAACACCAUGGCUUCCUAUGGAUCAGCGGUAAACCAGGCGCUGGCAAGUCGACAAUCAUGAAGUUCGCCUAUUCAAACCUCAAACGCAACGCUUACUUCAAAAGUACUACAAUAGCGUCCUUUUUUUUCAACGCUCGAGGUGAUAGCUUAGAGAAGUCAAUCAAUGGGAUGUAUCGAUCGCUACUCCUACAGCUACUUGAAGGGUAUCCUGAGCUGCAGACGGUUUUAGAUGAUCCUGAAGCCGUGCCGCGAAGCCAGAGAGGUUGCCCUUCUCUGAAUGUUCUUAAAGAACUCUUUUGCAGUGCAGUUUCCGCUCUUGAUAAACGGCUGUUCACUUGUUUUAUUGAUGCUCUCGAUGAGUGUGACGAGCAGCAAAUCGUCAAUAUGGUCCAAUGCUUCGAAGAUCUGGCAGAGCAAUCUACAGCUAGGGGAGUUGCAUUCCGAGUCUGUUUCUCUAGUCGACAUUAUCCCUAUAUCUCCAUCCAACGAGGGAUUCGACUUACACUAGAGGAUCAGCUAGGACAUAUGGAAGACUUAGCAGCCUACGCCGCAUCGCGUCUUAUAGUUAUAGACCGAAUUCUUAAUGAGGAUCUGCGAUUGAAGAUUAUCGAGAAAGCUGCUGGUGUCUUUAUAUGGGUAGUUUUGGUUGUUGAUAUACUGAACAGAGAGGAUAGACGAGGCGGAAUGUUUCUGAAAAAGAGACUCGUGGAAAUACUAAGCGACUUAAGCGAGCUAUUCAAAGACAUCCUAAGCCGUGAUAAAGAUAAUAUGGAAGCCAUAUUGCUUUAUGUCAUCUGGAUUCUUUAUACAUAA